Molecule: messenger RNA, 10756 nt
Organism: Dicentrarchus labrax (European seabass)
Lineage: Eukaryota; Metazoa; Chordata; Actinopteri; Moronidae
Gene: whrna
Product: whirlin a
Exons: 13
Coding region: 784-3681 (965 amino acids)
Biological process (GO): auditory receptor cell stereocilium organization; sensory perception of sound
Cellular component (GO): stereocilia ankle link complex; cilium; stereocilium tip
Molecular function (GO): protein binding
Source: RefSeq, a predicted model, not a curated record
ACGAGCGCGUGUUGCUGGUUAUUGGCUGCAGGAGGCUGCGUCAUUUCCUGACAGAGGACGGUCAGAGUGGAGAGAGACGCCACUCUCCACUCUGACGCUGUAGUAACGUCUGGGCAGCAGCGGGUCACCUCAACACAGCAACCGGACGGAGGAGAAAAACAAGAGCAACAGACCGGUUGGAGUACACGUCGCUCGGUCCGUGUAACACUGUUGGAGAGAGAUUUUUUGUGAACUUGACGUCGUUCGGAACUAAAACCGAGACCGGAGCAGGACAGCGUGAACUCACCGCCGAGCGGGAACACAAAAUAACUUUUUUAUUUUCUUUUUCUCCGUUGAGAAAAUAGCCUUUUUUUUCUGAGCUGCGUGCGCAACAGUGGACCAAGUACAAGUCGGUCUAAGUUCUGGUGUGUUAUUCCGCCUCUGUGGAGCUGUUGGCGGGGAGGAGGACACCAGAGAAGCGGAGGCUCGGCAGCCACCUGACCUCCUGGAAAAUAAGACCGCAGCUAAUGACACGCAGGCUCAGAUCCUUACGUGCCUCAUUACUAAGCUCUCUGGCGCGAGGCUGUUGCACGUCCAGUCUUGACUCACCGUUUCGCACGUGAAGUUUACAGAAUCCAUUUAUCGAUAUUUAAAUUAUGAGUCAGACAGCAUGGAUAUAACCCGAGUGCACGUCCUCCAGUGGUCGUGAUGCCAAGCGCCGGUCUAAUCCCGUGCCACCAGCCCGCCAUGCCUGCUCUCUAACCCCGCACCAGUGUGGCGCCGCGUCCCGGUCACACCGCCAGGAUGAGCAGCACCGACCUGGAGCGCAUGUCGCUCAGCUCCUCGGCCAACUCGGUGGCUUCCAGCGCGCGGACGCUGUCGGCCAACGUGAGGAAGCUGCACAACGCGCUCAACCUCUUGCUCAACGACUUCGAGAGGGAGCAGUUCAUCCACUGCCUCAAUGUCUACCACUCCAAGCGCAACGUGUACGACCUGGUGCAGACCCUCAACGUCAUCCUCAACGCGCCCAGCAAGCGGCAACUUCUGCCCAUGCUGCGGCUGGUCAUCCCCCGCUCCGACCAGCUUCUCUUUGAGCAGUACACCUCGGAGGGCCUCUACUUAAAAUCGGAUUUAGUUGCGAGCAACGGCAACGCCGAACCCCCGCCGGGCGACUUCCCCAGCGCCAGCCCGACCCCCACGGGGCAUUUCUCGCCCAGCAACCCGCCCGAGUUUCAGGUGGCGUUGCGGGGCUCACCGGACAGCUUCAGCACCAGCAGCGACGGGACAGCUCCCCUGGUGCCGCUGCUCGGGAGGAACUUCGUCCACGAGCCGCCGGGCGAGCUGCGGCAGGUCACCAUGAAGCGGCACAAGAGCAACGAGGGCCUGGGCUUCAGUAUCCGCGGAGGCUCGGAGCACGGGGUCGGCAUCUACGUGUCCCUGGUGGAGCCCGGCAGCUUGGCGGAGAAAGAGGGUCUCCGAAUCGGUGACCAGAUCAUGAAAGUCAACGACAAAGUCUUCGAAAAAGUCACUCAUGCUGAAGCGGUAAAGGUGCUGAAGGGCAGUAAAAAACUUUGUCUCUCUGUGCGUUCAGUCGGUCGGAUUCCAGGUGGCUAUGUCACCAACCAUGUUUAUACCUGGGUUGACCCUCAGGGUCGCAGUGUGUCCCCUCCUCCUGACCUCCCUGAACAUCGGAGUGCCACCCUGAGAAGAACUGACAGCCAGCGACGCAGCAACAUGCAGCUACUGCAGGAGGGAGAUGAAAAGAAGGUCAACUUGGUUUUGGAUGAUGGCCGGUCUCUGGGUCUGAUGAUUCGGGGGGGAGCAGAAUACGCUUUGGGUAUUUACAUCACUGGAGUGGACCAGGGAUCAGCAGCAGAGUGUGGAGGACUCAAGGUGGGUGACCAGAUCUUGGAGGUGAACGGCCGCAGCUUUCUGAGCAUCCCGCACGACGAAGCCGUCAGGGUCCUGAAGUCGUCACGGCACCUGAUGAUGACGGUGAAAGACGUGGGCCGCCUUCCACACGCCAGGACUGUGGUGGGUGAGACCAAGUGGAUCGCCAGCUCGCAGAUCGCAGAGAGCUCCGCCAACAGCAGCGUGGCAGGCUUCUCUGUGGACAAAGGAGCCUCUGCAGCAGGAAAGCCUGGGUUUUAUAAAGGCGUUGCGGGCUCUCAGGUGACCCUGUCCAGCCUGGUGAACCAGUCACGGGCAAUGCUGGAGGAGCAGGCACGCCACUUGCUGACAGAGGCGGAGCGGCAGACCAUGGGUUACUACGUGGAGGAGUACCGGGACGGGCACAUCGGCGUGGAGCAGCUAGUCGUGGCGCUGUUCGAGCUGCUCAACACACAUGCAAAGUUCUCUCUGCUGUCAGAGGUGCGAGGUCUGGUCACCCCACAGGACCUGGAGCAUUUUGACGGGUUGGUGCUGCGACGUGAGAUUCAGGCUCUAAAGGCACGACAGGGGACAGCUGGAGCCACGGCUCUCCAACCAGACUCCCUGUCCAUGGUGUCAUACCCAGACACCCUGACAUCGUCCUCAGCCAGCUUUAUGACCAACACCACCCUCAGCUCUGCUCGGAAUGACAGCGUGGUGGAGAGUAAUGAGGAUGUUCCUGUGGAGAGCCUGAACACGCUGCUGACCGACAUCUCUCUGGACGACGUACAGUCCACCACAGCUGAAUCUCCCCCCUCCUUCAAGCCUCCGCCCCCACCAGGGGUGCAGAGGCGCCCAAGUAGACGAGAUCAGGUCAACAAAUGCCCUUCGUCCGAAUCCUCCCACUCAGGCCUCUACUUCACAGCCCCGAGCUCCCACAACCACAGCAAAGAGCCAGGACAUGCCCCCGCCUCGCCCUCACUGCACCACAAACAUCCCAGGGACCCGUCUCGGGACUACGCGGUCGUCAGAAAGAGAGAUCCCUCGGUAACCUCCAAGAAAGAAAAAAUAACAGCUGCUCAGUUGUCUAUGGUCACCCAGCACAACAUCGGCCCUUUCCCCAGGGUGCAGUCUCCCAGCAGAGGCCCCAAACCUGCCGCCCCAUCCCCUUCACCUCCACCUCCACCUCCACUCCCUGCUCCUCGUCCACCACCUUCUCUCCCUCUUAAGCCAGUGUCCAUGUCCAAAGCUUCCCCUGCCUCCUCUCCUGGCUCUAAACAACAGUUUGUUACAGUGGAGGUUCACAGGCCCAACGCAGAGCCCGACGUUAACGAGGUGCGGCCACUGCCCCAAGCUCGAGGUGGCGCCCUGUCUCAGCUGUCAGACAGCGGCCAGACCCUCAGUGAGGACAGCGGGGUGGACAUAGCUGAGUCAGGACACAUCAGCAAAGACAGCAGCCCCCAUUCCUCACGCACACGCCACCCCCGAGAGACCAAGGGGGGCGGGGGGGACAACCCCUCAAAACCGCCAGGGCUGCUGGAGCCCACCUCUACACUAGUGAGGGUGGCAAAGAGUGCCAGCACCCUGGGUAUUGCCAUUGAAGGUGGAGCCAACACUCGGCAGCCGCUGCCACGAAUUGUCACAAUACAGAGGGGUGGUUCAGCUCACAACUGCGGCCAGCUGAAGGUGGGUCAGGUGAUCCUGGAGGUAAAUGGGGUUUCCCUGAGGGGCCGCGAGCACAGGGAUGCCGCACGCCUCAUCGCUGAGGCCUUCAAGACCAAAGAGAGGGACCAUGUGGACUUCCUGGUGACCGAGUUCAACGUGGCGCUAUAGCUGUGCGGAGGAGGAGAGAGGACGAUGACAAAGGCAGCACCAUGAGAAGAAGAGUCCCAGGACAACAUGAGAGGAAGAAAUGUAAGCGUCUAUGGCACAACUCUUUUAAAUAGACUCAAACGAACCAUCAACUGAUCUCUGAGCCCUUUCUCAUAAACCCACCCUUGAGCCUGGACACGUGACCCUCAAAUUUACAAGGUAUUACUUCUGCUGUGGACUUCGUUCAGGAUUCUCCUCAACGUGUUACCUCCCCACUGUGAGAUCUUAUGCACUAAAACGGAAAGUAGUGAAACCUAUACAUUUUGUUUGUUCUCUCAGUGUUAAAACUCGUGGAUUUACAACCAUUUGCAACCCCAACUGGAACUUCUCGUAGCACUCCCACGUCCAAUGGUCAGUUCACUGUAUUCAUUUUCUGCUUCUAUCUGAGAGACAGCUGCACAUCUAAGACUGAUUAAUGCUCGACUUUACAAGCUUGGAUUUGUAUAUGUAAAAAUGAACAAAUGUAGAUACAGAUGCAUAUAUACUGUACACAUAAAGAUACUCCUAUAUGAAUUAUAAAACCCGUAACCUCUGUUGCAUCAUCAACAUAUAGUAAUAUAUUUCAAAGAUGAUGAUAAUUCAGGCCAUCCUGGCAGUUCUAUAGAUUUUACAGUGAUGCUACCGGCCUGUCUGCAUAUUACCAACCUAUUACCAAAAGGAAAUGGAUAAAAUUAUGUCAGGCUAACAAAAAUACACAUUACAUUGUCAUAUUUGUUUGAUAGACACAAAAAAGACUGUACAUGGGAAUGAUAAUCUUUAUAUGGAUACCACACAAAUGCGCAUCGUUUCCGGUUUCCUUUCCUGUGUAUCUGUAUUGUUUGUCCACACUCAGUGAGGUAAAUUAGAAAAGCUGUUUACAUAUAAAAACAAUAUGUAUCCCCAAUACAAACAAUAAGAAGCAGCUAAAUAACUUUUUCUUAAUUCCAUUGGCAAACAUCUCUGCAUUGCUGCCAAAAUCGGGUAAGGAGCGGGACAGAGAGUCUGGUUACUCUGCUGAGUCUCAGCUGGUAAAAACACAGCUCUGUCCCCUACUGCUAAUUGUGACCUAUACUGUUUUAAUACAACCAAACCCACAAUUUAGUUGUUCUCAUUGACUUAUUUUUCCGUUUCUGUUUUCAGACAGGUAUAAAAUUGUGAUUUGAUCACAGGUCGUAUAUGUUACCUGUUAACCAGCAAACAUUUCCUGUGCUGCUGCUCUCAGAUGUCAAUAAAAUCCCUAAUAGUUGCUCCUUGAGCUCCUCCUUGAGCUCCUCCUCGAGCAGCUGUUGUCAGAAAUACAACAGAAGAUCAACUGUUGUGUCAGUUUACAGUGCAGCCAAACAAGUUGUUUUAAUAAAGACUUAAGUCGACAAUUGGCCUUUUUCCCAUCAUGCCCUGAGCAGCCAUAAUCUAAUUUCAUGCUGCACACAUUGUGAGCACACGUCAGGACACAGUAAUAGGAGUUGGUUACCUUGCUGCAGAGUCUGAGGUGUUCCUUCUGACGCCUUCAGCCCUUCAUCUAGAGGUUCACUGAGGCUGCCUCUUCUGGUUCCAUUAUUUCAUCCAAUAUUUAAAAUUGAUCCACUGUCAAAAAUGCCGAAAAUGAGCUAGUUUUCUUUUUUUCAUCAUCAGCGUUAACCUUGUUGAUGAAUGCAUCACAUUUCCUGUGACUGCUUCGCAAUUAAAGCCACCCCAUGUUUCGCCAUGCUUUUGAUGUGAAGCAGCAGUAGUAGGAAGUAUUCAGUUUGCAUUAGCAGUACCUUAAUGAACCUCUGAUAAGACUGAAGGGGAUAAAACUAUAAACAGCGAGGCUGAUAUCAGUGAAAUAAAAUUAAAAACAGUACAGCUGGAUUACAUGUUGCAAUUGUUUCCAGUAUGGGAAAGGCAGACCCUGCCACUACUGAAAACUGUUUAUAUAGGGAGGUAUUUACAGAAAAAAAAAAUGCAAUGAAUGGCUAUUGCUUAAAAAAAUCCAGCCAUCAAAUGUAUCAGAAAUGAAGGAAAGGAUUAUAACUUUAACAACAACCACAACAAACUGAAACACAAGGACAACGAGAAUUUUGAAGAGCUCUGUUUCAAAAACAAUAAAGAUACUUUUUCAGAUUUGGCCAGCUUAGUGUGGAGGUGCUGUCAGGGGGAAUAAAAUCCCUCAGUUUUUCCUCAGAUCACUCAGCUUUUCUCCUGCUACUCCCCCCACUGAAUAACAAUUGAUGAUUUUAUUUUGUAAUUUCAUAGUUUUAAUUAUAUUCACCCUGGGGGUCUUGCUCAGUGCAGCAAUUAUGCCCAAGAGGGGAGUAAUGAGACAUUUAGAGGACGACACUGCCAGAUAUUUUAGAAACACUCCUCCACACAUGCUCACAUAUGGAACAUAUGCACACACACACACACAUUUUACCCAUUUAUAGAAAAGCAAUUAGGAGAUAAGCAAUCAGGUAGAGUGAGAGAUGGAGCCAGAGAGAGAGGACGAAUAAGAAUGAGAGAGUGACUAAAGUAACAAAUGAGAUGUGAUUGUUGUUGUGGAGAUGAUUUGCUUCCUCUCAGGAAGAGUGCAAGCAUGGAGAGGAUGUACAGCAAACAUCCUCCAUGUGUCACUCCAGAGACUCACAUUAGGCUGCAGGUAGAAAUAUGAAGUAAUUGGAGUAAUUAAUUUAAGUGUUGUGUGUUACGUAUGUGUUUAAUGUGAGUGGUGUGUGCCUGUCUGCGGUUAAUGGAUGAAAAGAGAAAAAGCUCAUAACAAAGAGACGGCAAAUAAAGACAAAUGUAAAUGUCAUCUAGGGAGCUGCUGUUAUGAGACACACAAGAAAGUGAACUGGUAGUCUGGUAGUCUGGGCUUUUUUGAAGAAUGCCAACAGAGCAGCUUUGUGAGAAAUUGCUAUCAAACACUCUUGAAUCAUUCUGGUGACAACUGAGAUAAGAGAACAACACAUUCAUGCUUUGUUUUUACAUCAUAUCCCCGCUGUCUGUCUUCAAAAUGUCAGCUAUUAAUGGAUAAAAAACAAAUGUUAGGGAUGCGCUGGUAUGAUUUUUUUAAAGGUCAUACCCAUAUCCACUAUGUUUGCACCAGUAAUGAUCCCAACAUAUAAUGUUUGAAGAGAUAUAUCAUUCCUGAACAGGCAAAAACCUGAUCAAACUUUUCAGUCUAUUUAUCUGCCAAAUGUUUUGUUCUUGAUUAAGAAAACUUUACUGCCUGGUCAAACUUCAAUUUGAUCAACGAAAAACAACUCAGUUAGCCUCACGUAUACUCUGUGUACAGUCUUAGCAAAAUCUUAAAUUCUUCUUACACUCAACUUUAUAUGAUACCUAAGGGAGGGCUAAACAGAGUGUCUGUAACUAAUGGCCAAGACCAGCUCUCAUCCAUGCUUGUUAUGCCUCUCCAAGGUCUUCAGCUCAUCGACCAGACAGUCUGAGCCUCCUCACACAAAGUAUGCCAAGUGUGAAUCUCCCUGAGGCCCCUCAGGUUCCCUAACCAUGACAACGCAUGGCAUGCUUUCAUUUCCAAAUAAUUUUUCUACCACAAUUUUUUUUAAGUGAGAAAGAAGUGAGGAAAACAGAACAACUACAAUUUUGGCAACCAGAAAGCAGAAAAACUCCACAAGAAGCUGACAUGUACACAACUCACGCAUUUUGUAGUGAUUAAGUUCAUGCUUUAAAUUCAUUGAGUGGUGUUUCUGUCAACCUGAUGAAUGUCCAAUAUUCACCCUCCUUUUACAUCUGAUUUGGUCACCACCAGCCUAUGAGCAAAUAUCUUUCACUUUUUUUACCAGCUACUUGCAAAUGUUGUCCAUCUGUUGUUUGGGGCUGGGAAGGUAGCCUACAGUGGUUUUGUCAGAGCUUGUUUACUGUGAACAGCUGCCUGAGUGUGUGUAUAGACAGAAUGCAAAGCAAAUUUUAGAGGCUGCGUAAUUUCAUACAAAGUCAAAGGAAAAAUGUGAUUACACAUGAAAUCGUCAAGGCGGCACGAAUUGCAAAGAGGAGAGACUGGAGGGGAAUAACAGAAAGAGUUCAGUCAGAGGCGGAGCUGAGCACAAACACAGGCACACUCCCACAGACACGGUUAGUUCAUCCAUUGCUUGCUAGUUUACAGCUACCGUACAGUGGCUACAUUGGCUGUUAAAGUGCAAAUGAAUACAAACGGUCAAGCUGUCAAUUCUGUCAGUGUGAAAAUUGCUUCACUUUGUGUCUGAACCAUACAGUAAAUGGUCUGUCAAACUGUCUGAGAACACUGAUUUCCUUAAACUGUUGUUUAUUAACCGAAACAAUUUAAACACGGAUUAAAAACUGAUUUGAGUAGAAGUAACUCUGUGGGGCUUACGUUUUUGUAAUUAUAUAAAGUCAGCUUAAAGACAAUGAGUCAAUGGAACAAACUGGAAUUAUAUGAUCAAUACUUGAAAUACUGAACAAAUUUAAGUGCACUCAAACCACAAAAACAAAAAGUUAGUUAGUUUUAUUAAUAUAUGCUGUAAGGUUUUACAGUGCAAGCUAAAAAUCUCAAAAACCUUUUUCUGUGAACUUUUCCAGCUGACAUCAUCCACUUUUUACAGUCAAUUUCAUAUGCAUGCAGGGGACAUAUUUUAUCUAUAUUAAAGGACCACAUGAAAAAAACAUAUUUUAACGUGGCUGCCUUCAAAACCAGACAGCGUUUCAUGAAUGUUUAAAUCUCCCUCUGCCUCACAGAACAAGGAGUUAAAAGACCGUAAACGUAAAAGCAGUGACAUGAUACGACUAAAGAAGUGACUCAAGAUGAGAUAAAUCCACUGUGUGAUUGGUGUUCUGUGGAUUUUUAAAGGACAGCCUGCACCUGUAAAUCAUAAUAACAUUUCAACAGUUAAGGCUUUUAUAGUAACUCUAGUCUUGUAACAGGAUUUAUAAAACAUUUUUGUAGGUGAUAUUAAGUCAACAGGCUUGAUGAAACGCUACUGUAUUAAACUCGAGCAUCAGUUUUUAAUCCGAGGGGAAUGUGGAGAAGCUCUCCGUUAAAUGUACAAAUCAUUUAUCUUUCUGUGAUUACUGAGGCUUUUGAGUGCAUCAAUUAAUUUGCUUUAACUAUGCAUAUUCAGGACUUGGUACAAAUAAUAUUGAAAAAAUGAUGUACUCGCUGAAACCACUAACAGACUUAAAAUUCAGGAUGCAUCAGCGUGUGUGUGUGUGUGUACACGAGUGUGUUUGCGUGUGAGACAGAAGGAGAUAGAUAAGAACACAGAGAGAGAUAGAGAGACAGUCAGACAGAUGAGAGCUGGAGUGCGUCCUCUCAGUGGAUUUGACUGUUCGUCAAACAAUCUAAUCUGGAAGGAAUCGCAGCCACACAGAUGAAGGAUUUUGUUUCCUGAGUUGAGCAUUUAAGCGUCACACAUGACACCUCCCUUCAAAGAGGAGACGAGGAAAGAGGAAAGGAAAGAUAGUCUGAAAUUUAAAAUGUUCUCCUACAGAUACACAAGGUUUCCAAUCCCAAAAGAAUACUUACUACCUUACUAGGAAUAUAAAGAUGUUUUUCUGCAUAAGCCUUUAUUUGUUUAAGAGAUACAGCAAGUAUAUUGUUCUAAUUGUCUAACAUUCCCAUGAAAAGACUCAAACCAACAAUUCUCUCAAUAAUGUGUGACUCAGUAAUUUCCUAAAACAGCUGGGCACUGAAGUUUUUAUCAAAUGUUACAAUGUUCAAAUUGAUUGGUACGUGCUCUAGUGACUGAAUCAAAUUUACCUAGGUUGUGUGUGUUCAUGUGUGGCUCACCGAUGUGUUUUCAGUAGUUUUUGGACAACAAUGGAGCUCCAUGGCACAAAGGAAUAAGUUAUAUCAGGCUUUCAGUACACACACAAUACUUCUAAGUAGGAUGAAAUCAUUGUUGGUUUUUGUCUUUCCAUUGGAUUUGUUGACGAUAAAGAAAAUAUAUAAAAAUCUUAUCCUUUAACAAAUUAAACUAAACAUCCCAAAUGUUAAAUGUUGUCUUAACAAAAGCAGCCACACAAGACAUUUGGCUGAAUAAAGUCUUGAAUUAGUCUCAUCAAAGAAUAACUUCUCCUUACUGGGGACAUAUUUUGGACAGUAGGCUACCAGCAAAGUAUUAAUGUUCUAUACUGAUCCCUUACCAAUCCUAAAACAAAGCAGAUUUCCAGUGUAUGAAAGAUAUUUGGGAGAUACAUGGUUUUUAUAGAACAAGGACAAGUUACAGUUGCAAUCUUCAUACUUAUUUGAUCAUUUUAUUGAAGUCCCUUUAACUGAGGUUAACAUUUUCCAGGAUCCUGAGAGUCACUAGUUCAAUCUCUGCAACAGCUACAUGUGUCCAUUAAUGCCAAAGUUCCCUUGAGCAACACACUGAGCCCCUCCCUGCUGCUGGCUGUACCCUGCUCAGGUCAAAUGUAGAUAAAUGCAAACAUGUCUCAGAGAAAGUCAAAUGUGAACAGCUCUACAGGAAAAGCGACAGCCAUUAUUAACCCUACAUGUGUUUAUUUUGACAUUUAUCAACCAUAUUAUAUAUGUGGAAUUAUCCCUCCUCAUCACAGAAACCUUUCAUAAGUUAACUCCAUAAUGACCCCAUCUUGUAGACAUGUGUCAAUAGCGGCUCAGCCUUCUAUUUGACCUGAUAUUAAAGGGCCAUCCAGGAGGGGGGGGAUGAUGGAGGGAAGCGAUGGAAGCUGCUGACAGUCUCAUUAAUCAGGCGCCAAGACGGAGAGGUGCUGGCCUUGGCUCCGACGUGAGACACGACAGCUCAGACGCUGACUUGUUGCUCGCACUGUAGUAAGGUGCUUCCCCACUGCUUCUCCCCAAAGGUCAGACUCAUAAAGCAACCAACACCACCUGUUGACUCUAUUGACAAUGUUUAUUUGUUUCACUGAGUGUGCCUCCUGCUUUAUUAGCUGCACAAGUUGAUUUUGUUGGUGUUCAUUUUGCCCUGCGAUGCUCUUCAGCUGCCUCCUUUUUGCUUUUGUUCUCCUGUGAGUCAGUCCGUCCAUCUGUCUUUUUGCCUGCUUCCUGCACAUUUUAACGAGGAGUGUUGUACAAUGACAUGCUAUUUAUACAGAAAGUGUGUUUAAUUUUUCAAUAAAGAUAACUGCACAAAAACUA